Beta vulgaris subsp. vulgaris (sugar beet) is the source of this 1582-nucleotide messenger RNA. Its product is annotated as polyubiquitin 4. Gene Ontology annotation, molecular function: protein tag activity; ubiquitin protein ligase binding. NCBI's taxonomy places the organism in Eukaryota, Viridiplantae, Streptophyta, Magnoliopsida, Caryophyllales, Amaranthaceae. Gene Ontology annotation, biological process: modification-dependent protein catabolic process; protein ubiquitination. The record is from RefSeq and is a predicted model, not a curated record. Gene Ontology annotation, cellular component: nucleus; cytoplasm.
UUUAUAUCUGGAACCGCCUACCGAAUCCGAGAAAGGCUUUACGUUGCCGCAUGCCCGCCCUUUCUUCCCCAUUUCCUUUCCUUGGUUAGAUGGAUUACCCUUUAUUCUCUCUCAAUUAGGUCGGCUACUUCUCUUAUAAAUACCUCCUCGUUUCCCCUUUCAUCAUUCAUUCAUCUCUUUGUAACUCUUUCUCAUUCUCUCUUCUCAAUCAAAUCCCUAGUUUCUCAAUUUCCCAAGAUGCAAAUCUUUGUUAAGACCUUGACUGGUAAGACGAUCACUCUCGAGGUGGAGAGUUCUGAUACAAUUGACAAUGUUAAGGCAAAGAUUCAAGACAAGGAGGGCAUUCCUCCUGACCAGCAACGUCUGAUCUUUGCCGGUAAGCAACUCGAAGAUGGCCGAACCCUUGCUGAUUACAAUAUUCAGAAGGAGUCAACCCUUCAUCUUGUCCUCCGCCUCCGUGGUGGCAUGCAAAUCUUUGUCAAAACCCUAACAGGGAAGACCAUUACCCUUGAGGUUGAAAGCUCUGACACCAUUGACAAUGUUAAGGCUAAAAUUCAAGACAAGGAAGGGAUUCCACCAGACCAACAGAGGCUGAUCUUUGCUGGAAAACAACUCGAGGAUGGUCGUACUCUAGCUGAUUAUAAUAUCCAGAAGGAGUCUACCCUCCACCUGGUUCUCCGCCUUCGUGGUGGGAUGCAAAUCUUUGUCAAGACUCUCACUGGAAAGACCAUUACUUUGGAGGUUGAGAGCUCUGAUACGAUUGACAAUGUGAAGGCUAAGAUACAAGACAAGGAAGGUAUCCCACCAGAUCAACAGAGGCUCAUCUUUGCCGGUAAGCAACUUGAGGAUGGUCGUACUUUGGCAGAUUACAAUAUCCAAAAGGAGUCUACCCUUCAUUUAGUCCUUCGUCUUCGUGGUGGUAUGCAAAUUUUCGUCAAGACUCUCACAGGAAAGACCAUUACUUUGGAGGUCGAGAGCUCGGAUACAAUUGACAAUGUGAAGGCAAAGAUACAAGACAAGGAGGGUAUCCCACCAGACCAGCAAAGGCUUAUCUUUGCUGGAAAGCAGCUCGAGGACGGUCGUACAUUGGCAGAUUACAACAUCCAGAAGGAGUCUACCCUUCACCUUGUGCUCCGCCUGCGUGGUGGGAUGCAGAUUUUCGUGAAGACUCUCACUGGAAAGACGAUCACUCUGGAGGUGGAGAGCUCGGAUACUAUUGAUAAUGUGAAAACAAAGAUACAGGACAAGGAAGGGAUCCCUCCAGAUCAGCAGAGGCUGAUUUUUGCCGGUAAGCAGUUGGAAGAUGGUCGUACCCUCGCUGAUUAUAACAUUCAGAAGGAAUCAACCCUUCAUCUUGUUCUUCGUCUGCGUGGUGGUGAAUUUUAAGUUCUAAAGUUCUUAAGAUGUUUUUAGUUAUAUAAGUAGAUAAAUUCUCUAUUUGAUGUUGGUGGUUUCUUCCCUUUGGUUUGGGGGCGCAAUCAGACAGUUUGUAACGCUGGAUUUGGUUUGGUGAUCAUCCAAUGACUUUGUAAUGUUCAAAACUAAAUGUUUGAUCGUUGUGGAAAUUAGCUUCUUUCUCGUA